AUGUUCAAUCCAGAUGUUGGCAGUGGCCGAGGUGACUUCCCACAUGGCGAUGCUCCGGAACAUUUCCACUCGAUGAAACGCCUCCUUGCUCUCCCGCCAGAAACGAGAUUAUACACGCAUCAUGAUCAUCCUCCUUCGAGUGAGUACACAUCGGUCGGCGAGCAAGAGAAGAAAAAUAAGCACAUCAAGAGUGACUCGUCAGAGGACGAUUUUGUGAAGUGGAGGUCUCAGCGAGAAAAGAUGUCUGAGCCUAAGCUUGUGCACCAGGCUAUGUAG
This is a messenger RNA of Penicillium hordei, 276 nucleotides long. RefSeq lists its product as uncharacterized. The record is from RefSeq and is a predicted model, not a curated record. The transcript is spliced from 2 exons. NCBI's taxonomy places the organism in Eukaryota, Fungi, Ascomycota, Eurotiomycetes, Eurotiales, Aspergillaceae. The coding region runs from base 1 to 276 and encodes 91 amino acids.